Coregonus sp. 'balchen' is the source of this 4832-nucleotide messenger RNA. NCBI's taxonomy places the organism in Eukaryota, Metazoa, Chordata, Actinopteri, Salmoniformes, Salmonidae. The record is from the annotation of a GenBank genome assembly.
CGCAUUGCUAGCUACAGACAGCCCUGUUGGUGAAAUCGAAUUCACGGACUGUUUGAUGCAGUAGUAAGGGUGUAUUGUUCUCGUGGACUGUGUGACAAGUUUAUGUCCUACAGAAAUGGCUGGGAUUAAAGGUGAGGAAGUUGCUGUCUUACUUUUACAUAAUACAUUAAUUGGAUUACAACAAAAUUUGUCAAUCACCCAUUGCGAGCUAUGUACUAUUGACGCUGUGCGCUGCUAGCUAAACACUGAUUGUCUGAGUGCCAGCCAUAUAGCCGGCUAAGCUAACGCCAUUAGCUAGCUAUCCUCCUUUGCUAUCUAACUAAUUUCAUGUUGGCUUAUUAUCUGCUAGCUAUGUAACGUUAGCUAAAUAACUAGCUAAAUAUCUAACGUCAAUUAGCAAGGACGUUAAAUAGGCAUUGUAGCUAGCUAACAUUAGCUAAUAAUAACAUUCUUAAUGUUUUAGUUAGUAACGCGUUAGCUAUAUAUCAAAGGGAGAUGAAGCAGUUAACGUUAGCUAGCUAGAUUGGCACCUGGCUAACGUUAGUUGUGGUACUGGUGGCCAAUUUAACUAUCUCAUGAUGCCAUUACGAAUCGAUGAAAUACACGCUAGAAACUAUCCUUGUCCUGCCAAACCUUAUGUUGCAUUGUUAUGGCUAGGCAAUUAUGACAAGCAAAAUUAGCCUACGUUAGACCUCGUUAACAAGUGCAUUGCCUCAAUUCUCCUUUAUCUAGUUCACCAUCUAGCUAGCUAGCUAUAGCUACUAGCUAGCUAAGUCAUCAUGACAUGCAGAAGUUUAAAACUCAAUGUUCUAACUAAUAACUAGUUCGUUAAAUGAAUACGCUUUAAUAAUAGCAGCUAGCUACUUUCUAAUAACCAACUAUGAUAGCUGAAAAUACUCUGCAUCCCCUCACCCAAUACAUGAGCCCAGCCCCUGAAUGUGAGAUCAUCUGAUUUAUCACAUGAUUAUUUCCUCCUUGGAGCUAUAUCAUUAGGGCCAUGGUCAGAUGAUCAAUUAUGACCUAAGGAAUUACACACACAGUUGCUUAGUUUAUUUCCCUCUCCUUUCUAGCUCUGAUCAGCCUGUCCUUUGGUGGGGCUAUUGGCCUCAUGUUCCUGAUGCUAGGAUGUGCUCUUCCAGUGUAUGAGUAUGUAUCUCCAUCAUAUUCAAGUUUCAUGUUUGAAUGUCACAUGCACAAGUACAGUGAAAUGCCUUUUUUGCUAGCUUUAAGUAUUUAACCUGACUGUCAUGAUACAGGCCUUUAUAAUAUGAUGCUGCACAAAUCAAUUCUUUUUCCAGUCAUAACUGAUGGGAACUUCUCUCUUCACAGUAAAUACUGGCCCUUGUUCCUCCUCUUCUUCUACAUCCUUGCCCCAAUCCCUUACUGCAUCUCCCGGAGAAUUGUUGAAGACACAGACUCGGCCAGCAACGCCUGCAAGGAGCUGGCUUUAUUUCUCACAACGGGCAUAGUGGUUUCAGCCUUUGGCCUGCCCAUCAUUUUUGCCAGAGCUGACGUUGUAAGUAUACAUCUUGGAGAUUUUACACGGGUAGGCUAAGUGGUGUUUGGCCACACUUUGCUCUCACCUGUGCAGUAACAACAUUGCAUUAGUUUGUUGUUACAUGCAAUCGCUUUCUAAUUGCAUACAUUUUGUUGUUACACAAAUGGAAUAAGGACCAUUCCUUAUAGGAUGUUUUUUAUUGUUGUCAUUUAGCAGACUUACAGGAGCAAUUAGGGUUAAGUGCCUUGCUCAAGGGCACAUCAACGGAUUUUUCACCUAGUCGGCUCAGGGAUUAGAACCAGUGACCUUUCGGUUACUGGCACAACGCUCUUAACCACUAAGCUACCUGCCGGGGUAUAUCUUAUAGGCUACCAUUUGUGUAAUAACAAGAAAUGCUCAACUCCGUUACUAAACAACACUUAGAAAAGGGCUUUGUUUUGCUCAGUCCAAACCACAGAUUGAGCAUCUGUGGUUUGGACAGAAUUUUGUAACAUGUGCUGACUGAAUUAUUUCUGUUUGUUGUUUACAGAUUGCCUGGGGAGCAUGUGCGCUUGUGUUAACAGGCAAUGUAGUCAUCUUCACAACCAUUCUGGGAUUCUUUUUGGUCUUCGGAACAAACGACGACUUUAGUUGGCAGCAGUGGUAAAAUUGGUGGGUGGGGGGGGGCUAAGUCAGAAUUGUUUAUUACUAGCAUUGUUAUUAUUAUUGUUAUGAUUACAAUUAUUGUUUGUUGUUAUUUAUAUGACUGCCCGUCCAUAGACACACAAAACCAGUGCAAUAAUCUGUUUUAACUGUCAUGCGGAAUGUCAGACUGACUUCAGGUGGAUGUGCUGACUUUCAUUUUGACUUUUAUUUUUUGCUCCAUGUUUGUGAGUCUUCUCCCUUCAUGUACUGUACAGGCUUAUUUUUUGAGUGUCGUGAUAAUGUUGAGAUCAUAAAUGCACAUCUUAUCUGUGCAAAUGCAAAAAUGUCCAACUGAAUGUCCACCUGGACUCAGAUUGACCUAUGGGAGGGGUCUUUGGCUAUCUGUUGCUAUCGGUUUGGGAUUUUUAAAAAUUGUCUGAAGGUUGGAAGCUUUUUCCUGUGACAAAGAUAUCUUACUGACAAAAGAUAUGUAACUUUGGGAGUGAGGGUGUGCAAUAGCGUGCUGGUCAGUUUCGAGAGGAUAGUCUCCCCCUCCAAGUGCUGAUAUGAAGCUAAAGAACUGGAUAUUUUGCAUGGAGUAAAUGUUGUUUUUGAAGAGCACAUUUGUCUCUCAGCUUGAAGCCAUUCAAUAUGAAGGUAGAUACAGCAUAUAUUGAUAUAAUGCAUUAUCCAAUGCACUGUCCCCCAUUGUAGUGAUCAAAUUCUAAUGGCUCAGCUAUUCACAGACGUUCAUUUGAUACAGGCCUCUUGUGUUUGGUGGUUUAGCGUAGCAUAUUCUGCCCCUUUUGAAAAUAGUCUAGAAGUCAUUGUAACCUUGUGUCAUCUUCUCUCUUUAGAAUAGAGUCAUCAAAAACCUUGGUCAGACAGCCCAGGAUUAAGGCUAGCCGGUGUGAAAUGUGGCCAACUUAAGAUCUAGGCUACUUAUAACCUGGGUCACUAAUACCACUAGUCCUAGAUUUACCAGGUAUCCAAGAGACCAAUUGGUUUCUAUACCAGGAAACCAACCAAAGGCUGCACUGUAAUUAUGUUUCACAGAUAAAUGUGGAUGAACCCCAGUUUUUACCAAGGCAUAUCAUUUUUUGGUCUAUAUUUAGUACAGCCGCACUAAGAUGUACUCACAUCCUCUCCCUGAAAGAAAUGAAGUCGCCGUAUAGGCUUAAACUACUUUUAAUGUGGUCCUUGUGGGUGUGCUGAUACCAUACAUUUGCUCAGUGUAGUUUGUAAUUAGUUCUAGGUCUCAGAGGACAGUGUCCUGCAGCUUUGGAGUUUGCUGUUACAUUUAACUGAACUAGUUGUAGCUAAGCAAGGUAUUAAGCAUCUGUCACCCCGUGUGCACUGGCCUGUUCAGCUGGGUGGAAAGGUUGCGUGUUUAAGAUCUCUUUGUUUUUGUUUUGCGGAUGGCGCAGUUAUCUUUGAAAGGGGGUCUCUGGAAGAGACAAAAAAAGUGAAACCCAUCUCAAAAUAUUCCAGAAAUAAUCGGAAGCACUGAUGAAUCUGGUAUCUCUUUUUGUCUCACUCAGAUCGUGAGUAAGUUUGUCAACUUCUUAUUUCCAGUCUUCCAGAGACCACAACCUCCAUGAAGAUAGUGAUUGUAUUAAUUGUAUCAUAAUGAAAACCCUUUUGCACCUUUUUGAGUUUAGCUGAACUUUUUAAAUAAUCAUUGUUACCUUGAUUAACAAAGGUAAUGUUACAACAAAUUGCUUUUGGUGUUUUUGUUGUCCUUUUAUGUAAGUAAAGUUGAAACUUUCCAUACAUCAAAACAAAUGAUAAAAUAUAAAUGUACGCCUACAGCAAUGCACUGAUGGUAUAUCUACAGUUUUAGGACAUCCAGGGUAGGCUAGUCAUAGUGUUUGAAACACAAUUUAAGUAUUAUAAGCAUUGCUUAGUGAAAGUUGGAGAAAUGUCCAAAGAAUUCCAAUAUAAUUCUAUCAAACAAAUUAACUGCAGAAUCAGGUCAUUCUAGUCAUGGGAUGGGUUCGUCACUGAUCUCUUUUGUGAAAGAUAUGUUGUUUCACAGACCUGGAAGGUUAUUUUAUUUAUUAGUAUUAGAGGAUGCUUUGUGUAGAUGUCCAAUUGCCAUUUUCUAUCUACAACUGUUGUGUUCCGAGGCAGAGGUCAGCAUGGUGGUUUUCUUUUCUAAAUAAAUGCAAUUUUUGAACAUUGUAUUUUGUAUUUUUUACAUUUAGCAGACGCUCUUAUCCAGAGCGACUUACAGUUAGUGCAUACAUUAUUUAUUUAUAUUUUUUCAUACUGCCCCCCCUUGGGAAGCGAACCCACAACCCUGGCGUUGCAAACACCAUGCUCUACCAACUAAUCUACAUCCCUGCCGGCCAUUCCCUCCCCUACCCUGGACGACGCUGGGCCAAUUGUGCGCCACCCCAUGGGUCUCCCGGUCACGGCCAGCUACGACAGAGCCUGGAUUCGAACCAGGAUCUCUAGUGGCACAGCUAGCACUGCGAUUCAGUGCCUUAGACCACUGCGCCACUCGGGAGGACAUCCUCUCAUUGAAUGAAUUAUUCAUAAUUACUACAAUAUCAACACUUCCUAGUUGUAUUUAGUAUGAGACUUUUGAAGAGCCUAAUUUAUUUAUGGGUUCUUACUUGACUAUGAAACCUUCAGAUCUCACAAGAGGAUCAAACCAUUGAUUCUAUCCAGUUGCUUUGACACAUUCUGCACUGUGGUGUGUGUG